AUGUCGUCAAUAAGCACGACUUCGGAUGACGGACGGCUCGAAAAGCCGCUCGUGGAACGCAAGACUGUGGGCGUUCAGUUACAGGAACCACCUUUUGGCCUAUAUCAUCUUCGACAUAAAGUUUUGGAUUAUGCGUUGUUCUUGUGCCGCGGCCGGAAAGGUUCACGACUGAACUCGAAUAAACACAAUGCCGGUACUGAUGAUAGUGAAAGCAAUACGCGUCUGGUUGUGCUUGAUGAAUCUGCAACAAUGGAGUUUGAUGAGCAUGUUCGAACGUUGUCUGCGAGAACCCCAGCCGAGGGAGGGCCGGAUGCUGAUCGUGAACGGAUCGAUAGAAUAAUGAGUCGCGAUGAAGACACAUUUCUUGAAGACAAAAGCAAGGCCUUUGAAUUGUUCGAGCAAUACUGGAACAUCGACAUGGACGAUGUAGCAUUGUUCACUUCAGAGCUCGUUUCCAGCUACCAUAGCCGCAUUGUCAAAGUCAAUGGAGACAUCUGCCUGGAUAUAAGUUACAACAUACGAGAAGAUAUUCUAUACGACGAAACCAACAUAUCAUCGCUAGAGAGCACCAUAACAGUCAACGUGAUCAAGUCAACCGACUUGCGAGUGCAGCACGAGUAUGAAUCGCUCUACUUUCGACACAAUAUUACGACGAGACAGACAACUUAUAUGCUACCAAAUGCGAGCAGAGAGUAUCGCGGCUUGCUCCAUAGUGUCGGCAGCGGGCUUUCUGAGCGUGCUUCUCGCAUGCAUCCGUUCUCGUUACACGCGGUGAUCCUAUUCCAGAGUCUCGCCGCCCGAAGUGCGCAAAUAGACGAUCUUUACCGCCGCCUAUUAUGGAUCGAGACGCAAAUAUACCAGGGAUCAAUCUUCCAGGGCACCGAUUCCGCCAAAUUCAUACGCUACAUCCAGCUUUCACAUAAAUUAUCACGGAAUCUAAUAACACUAGAACAUCGAAAUGAGCGGGAUAGAUCUCAUAUUGAGAAACUUUUGGAGGAUCACAAACGCUUACGACGGUUAAUCAAGCAAUCAUCGCCCAAUCCUUCAAAGCAGAUUGACAUGAACACACACGAGCAUGUCCGGGAUAGUUUGCUGAGUCUUAAAGACCUCGCUCAUGACCAAGACCGACAAAUCGUCAACGCGCAACGCAAGACCCAACUAUUCAUUACGCUACUAUACAACCUGAUCACUGGCCACGACAGCGGAAUAAACCUACGCAUCGCCUCGGAAACGGCCAAAGUCGCCCACGAGGCCAAGAAAGAUAGCACUUCCAUGAAGAUAAUUGCCGGAGUCACCAUGUUUUAUCUUCCGGCAACGUUUGUUUGCAGUCUUUUCGGCACGAAUUUCGUGGCAUUAAACACGAAUACUUCGGAACCGACGUUCGUUGUGUCGAAAUUGUGGUGGGUGUAUAUUGCGUUUGCGGUUCCUUUGACCGCGGCCACGAUGAUGGGCUUUCUUAUUUGGCGUCGGUGGCGUCGUGGACAGGUAAUAGUAGAAGAUAGAUAUGAGGUUUAA
This is a messenger RNA of Talaromyces amestolkiae, 1515 nucleotides long. RefSeq lists its product as uncharacterized. The transcript has 4 exons. The record is from RefSeq and is a predicted model, not a curated record. NCBI's taxonomy places the organism in Eukaryota, Fungi, Ascomycota, Eurotiomycetes, Eurotiales, Trichocomaceae. Bases 1 to 1515 code for a protein of 504 amino acids.